This is a messenger RNA of Brachypodium distachyon (stiff brome), 1343 nucleotides long. RefSeq lists its product as uncharacterized. The transcript has 2 exons. The coding region runs from base 1 to 1035 and encodes 344 amino acids. The record is from RefSeq and is a predicted model, not a curated record. Lineage: Eukaryota; Viridiplantae; Streptophyta; Magnoliopsida; Poales; Poaceae.
AUGACCUCGUCAUUUGUGGAGAAGCCACCAUUCAAGAAGCGACAAACAUCCUUCAGAUUAUUAAUGACUUCUGUGAAGGCCAAGACAUCUUAUGCUGGAAGCAUAACUCAACACGGAUUUGCUCUUCUAAAGACGCUUAUAGGUACUGUGCUCAAAACCUACAGAUUUCUACUCCUACCUCUAUAUCUCCGCAGGUCUCCUCGGCGCUUAUGGAAAUGGAAAUGCAAGAAUCUCCUUCCCAGAAUCAAAACCUUUUCAUGGAGGCUCUUUCAACAUGCCCUCCCAACAGGUAAAAGAGCUGGUAAGAUUUCUAAACAUAUCUCCAAGAAUUGUGCCAGGUGUGGAGCUUUAGAGGAUGAAAUUCACAUUUUCUUUCUCUGCCCUUUUGCUAAAGCUGCUUGGUUUGCAGCCCCUUGGUUUAUCGGGUCUGAAUUUUAUGUGCAGCAUGAGAAUACCAUUAUAAACACUCUCAUUGCUAUUUCCAAGUCUGGUCAUCCCAAGGGUUCAAUUCAGAACAUCUUCACCUUUCUUUGGUGUAUUUGGAAAUCCAGGAACAAUUUUCUCUUUAACAGGAAACUUACCUCUUCCAUUCAGGUUUUUCCAAAUGCCAAAAGUUUGAUUGCAGGUACUGAACUUGAGCUCACUGCUGAUCCAACCACUGAGAAAGAACAAGGAGACCAAACAUCUAGAUCCAUUCUUAUUUCUACCUCUCAGAUUUCUCACUUGCAGGAAUUUAAUAUUUAUUUAGAUGUAGCUUGGAAAGAUCCAGGUACUGAAGAUGGUUUAGCUCCGGCUGGACUUGGAAUUUUCAUUAAAUCAAGAAAUCCUCAAAACAGGUGGAUUGCACAAAUCCAGGCCAUCUCUUCUCCAGUGUUAUCGGCAAUACAUGAUGAAGCUUUAGGAGCUCUUUUAGCUGCCAAUAUUCUUUCCCACCUCCAUCAGCACCAGGCUAUAAACAGAUUUCAGAUGACCAAGCCCUUGUUCUGCCUUGCCAAAGCAGGGACGUUGGAGGCUGUCCGGGCAUUGGUCCAUUAGGUCUCAGCUUCUCCAGAUCAUUGGAAUCCACUUUGCCCUUAAUUCUCAAAUGGUGUUCACUACCAGAGAUAACAACACUCUAGCACACCAUUUAGUUAGGAAAGCCAAGAGUAGUCUAAGUUUUAAACCUACUUUCUCUUGUACUAAUAGUGAUCACAUGACUCUUGGCUGUCCCUUGAAGCAUCUUUGUAAUCCUCAGAGCUCUGAUCUCUACAGAUCUCUACAGGCUCAAACAUGCACUUUGCUGUUAAUGAAUAAAAUUUCCCUUCUUCAAAAACAAAAAUCCCUUGUUGACUUCCUUAUGGGAA